CGAGAACCCACGGGGUCUGGAUUCUGGGGAGUUGCGAAGGGAAGUCCCAGCUCAAGGGCGGGGGUUGGAGGGCGGAAGACGGCUGGGACGUGCUGUCAGUGCCCAUGGACACUGUACUUCCUGGUGAAGCCUCCAUGGAGCGGCUCCUGGCCCAGCUGUGUGGCACCGGCGUGUUGCAGCCACUUCCGGUGUGGGAGGGGGACACCACGGGCCACUGCUUCACCCAGCUGGUACUCAGCGCCCUGCCCCACGCGCUCCUCGCCGUGCUCAGCGCCUGUUAUUGGGGAACCCCUAGGAGUCCAGAUUACAACCUACCAUGCAGUCCCGGCUGGCGCCUCCGACUCACAGCCUCCUUCCUGCUCUCCAUCGUUCCACUGUUAGACCUCCUUCCAGCUGCUCUGCCACCAGAGGCAGGCCCAGGGCCCUUAGGGCUAGAGGUGCUGGCAGGGGGCGUGGCAGCGGUGGCCUGGAUCAGCCACAGCCUGGCUCUGUGGGCAUUGGCUCAUUCCCCUCAAGGCCACUCCCGAGGGCCCUUGGCCUUGGCUCUGGCUGCCUUCCUGCCAGCCCCAGCCCUAGUGCUCACCCUGCUGUGGCACUGCCAGCGAGGCACACUUCUGCCCCCACUCCUCCCAGGGCCUCUCUCCCGCCUCUGCCUUCUCAUCCUGCAGCUGGCUUCCCUCGUGGCCUAUGGACUAGGCUGGGCAGUCCCUGGGCUGCCGCAGGUACGCUGGGAGCCCCUCCUGCCAGAGGGACAGGAACCGGAGAUAGCCGAAGAUGGAGAGAGCUGGCUGUCACGCUUUUCCUAUGCCUGGCUGACACCCUUGCUGGCCCGUGGGGCCCGUGGACAUCUCCAGCAGCCCCAAGACAUUUGCCGCCUUCCCUACAGGCUGCACCCAGCCUACCUGGCCCGUGUCUUCCAGGCACACUGGCAGGAGAGGGCCCAGCUGUGGAGGGCCUUGUACAGAGCCUUUGGGCGGUGCUACUUGGCACUCGGACUGUUGAAGCUGGUGGGGACCAUGCUGGGAUUCUCGGGGCCCCUGCUGUUGUCCCUCCUGGUGGGAUUCCUGGAGGAGGGGCAGGAGCCUCUGAGCAAUGGCCUGCUCUAUGCCUUGGGGCUAGCCGCCGGGGCUGUGCUGGGCGCUGUGCUGGGGAAUCAGUAUGGGUAUGAGCUACGGAAGGUGACGCUGCAGGCACGGGGGGCCGUGUUGAACCUCCUGUACCGCAAGGCCUCACAGCUGGGGCCCAGCCGUCCUCCUGUUGGGGAGGCCCUGAACCUCCUAGGCACUGACUCUGAGCGGUUGCUUAACUUUGCCGGGAGUUUCCACGAGGCUUGGGGCCUGCCCCUGCAGCUGGCCAUCACCCUCUACCUGCUGCACCUGCAGGUGGGUGUGGCCUUCGUGGGUGGUUUGAUCCUGGCAGUGCUGCUGGUUCCUGUCAACAAAGUGAUCGCCACUCGCAUCAUGACCAGCAACCAGGAGAUGCUACAGCACAAGGACACGCGGGUUAAGCUCAUAACGGAGCUGCUGAGUGGCAUGCGGGUCAUCAAGUUCUUCGGCUGGGAGCAGGUGCUGGAGGCCCGAGUAGAGGCCUGGCGGGCUCAAGAGCUGGGGCGACUCCGGGUCAUCAAAUACCUGGACGCAGCCUGUGUGUACCUGUGGGCUGCCCUGCCGGUUGUCAUCUCCAUCGUCAUCUUCAUCACUUAUGUCCUCCUGGGGAACCAGCUCACUGCCACCAAGGUAUUCACGGCCCUGGCACUGGUACGCAUGCUCAUUCUUCCUCUCAACAACUUCCCUUGGGUGAUCAAUGGCCUCCUGGAGGCCAAAGUGUCCUUGGACCGGAUCCAGCGUUUCCUCGACCUCCCCAACCACAACCCCAAGGUCUACUACAGCCAAGAUCCCCCCACAGAGCCAUCUACAGUAUUGGAGCUGCAUGAAGCCCUGUUCUCUUGGGACCCAGUUGGAGCCGGCCAGGAGACCUUCAUCGGGCACCUUGAAGUGAAGAAGGGUCUCCUGGUGGGCGUCGUGGGGAAGGUGGGCUGCGGAAAGAGCUCCCUGCUGGCCGCUAUCGCUGGCGAGCUCCACAGGCUACGUGGACGCGUGGCAUUGUGGGACCUGUCCAAAGGCUUUGGCCUGGCCUCCCAGGAACCCUGGGUCCAGUUUGCCACCAUCCGAGACAACAUUCUCUUUGGGAAGGCAUUUGAUGCCCAGCUGUACCAGGAAGUGCUGGAGGCCUGCGCCCUCAAUGACGACCUCAGUAUCCUUCCUGCUGGAGACCUGACAGAGGUGGGGGAGAAGGGUGUGACCCUCAGCGGGGGACAGCGGGCCCGGAUUGCCCUUGCUCGUGCUGUCUAUCAGGAAAAGGAGCUCUACCUCCUCGAUGACCCUCUGGCGGCUGUGGACGCAGACGUGGCCAACCACCUGCUGCACAGGUGCAUCCUGGGGGUGCUGAGCCACACCACGCGGCUGCUCUGCACCCACCGCACCGAGUACCUGGAGAAGGCUGACCUGGUGCUGCUGCUGGAGGCCGGGCGCCUGGUCCAGGCGGGGCCUCCCUCUGAGAUCCUGCCAUUUGUACAAGCUGCCCCCAAAGUCUGGGCUGAGGAUGGUCGCGAGUCUGACUCAGCCACAGCACAGUCAGUACGGAGCCCAGAGAAAACAAAGGAGGGACUGGAGGUGGAGGAGAGCGCGUCUGGCCGCCUGCUGCAGGAAGAAAGCAAGAAGGAGGGCGCUGUGGCCUUCCAUGUGUACCGAGCCUACUGGAGGGCCAUCGGCCUGGGCCUGGCCCUGGCCAUCCUGGCCUCGCUGCUCCUCAUGCAAGCCACAAGGAACGCUGCUGACUGGUGGCUCUCCCACUGGAUCUCUCAGCUGAAGGCAGACAAGAAUAGCUCCCAGGAGGUGUCAGUCCAGACCACCCCGGACUCUGCUGGGCUCCUCUCUGCCCAGCUGCUCCUCUUUUCCCCCAGAAGCUUCUACACCUCAGCGUUCCUCCUGCCCAAAGCGGCCCCCAAUGGCUCCUCCGACAUCCGUUUCUACCUCACCGUGUAUGCGAGCAUUGCUGGAGUCAACUCCUUCUGCACCCUCCUGCGGGCAGUGCUCUUUGCAGCAGGCACCCUCCGGGCAGCCGCCAUCCUGCAUCGCCGCCUGCUGUGUCGAAUCCUUAUGGCACCCAUCACGUUCUUCGACGCCACGCCCAUGGGCCGGGUCCUAAACCGCUUCUCCUCCGAUGUGGCCUGCGUGGACGACAGCCUGCCCUUCAUCCUCAACAUCCUCCUGGCCAACGCGGCAGGCCUGCUGGGCCUCCUGGCGGUGCUGGGCUCCGGCCUGCCCUGGCUGCUGCUGCUGCUGCCGCCUCUGAGCCUCAUCUACUACCGCGUGCAGCGCCACUACCGGGCUUCCUCGCGGGAGCUGCGGCGCCUGGGCAGCCUCACCCUGUCCCCGCUCUACACCCACCUGGCCGACACCCUGGCCGGCCUCCCCGUGCUCCGGGCCUGCGGGGCCACUGGCAGGUUCGAGGAGAAGAACCAGAGGCUCCUGGAGCUAAACCAGAGGUGCCAGUUUGCCUCCAGCGCCACAAUGCAGUGGCUGGACAUUCGGCUCCAGCUCAUGGGGGCCGCCGUGGUCAGCGCCAUCGCAGGCAUCGCCCUGAUACAGCACCAGCAGGGCCUCGCCAACCCAGGACUGGUGGGCCUGUCUCUGUCGUAUGCCCUGUCCCUGACGGGGCUACUCUCGGGCCUGGUGAGCAGCUUCACGCAGACAGAAACCAUGCUGGUGAGCGUCGAGCGGCUGGAGGAGUACUCCUGCGACCUGCCCCAGGAGCCCCAGGGCCAGCCGAGGCAGCUAGGCACUGGCUGGCUGACGCAGGGGAGCGUGGAGUUCCAGGACGUGGUGUUGGUGUACCGGCCGGGGCUGCCGAAUGCCCUGGACGGGGUGACCUUCCGCGUGCAGCCCGGAGAGAAGCUGGGCAUCGUGGGCCGCACGGGCUCCGGAAAGUCGUCCCUGCUGUCCGUGCUCUUCCGGCUGCUGGAGCCCAGCUCGGGGCGCGUGCUCCUGGACGGAGUGGACACCCGCCAGCUGGCGCUGGCCGAGCUCAGGUCCCAGCUGGCUAUCAUCCCCCAGGAACCCUUUCUGUUCAGUGGGAGUGUUCGGGAGAACCUGGACCCCCGGGGCCUGCAUGAGGACAGGGCCCUGUGGCAGGCUCUGGAGCAGUGCCACCUGAGUGAGGUGAUCGCGUCCAUGGGUGGUCUGGAUGGUGAGCUGGGCGAGGGGGGCCGGAGCUUAUCACUGGGGCAGAGGCAGCUGCUGUGUCUGGCCAGGGCUCUCCUCACAGAUGCCAAGAUCCUGUGCAUUGAUGAGGCCACGGCAAGUGUGGACCAGAAAACAGACCAGCUGCUCCAGCAGACCAUCUGCAAACGCUUCGCCCACAAGACAGUGCUAACCAUUGCCCACAGGCUCAACACCAUCAUGAACUCUGACCGGGUGCUGGUGCUGCAAGCUGGGAGGGUCGUGGAGCUGGACUCCCCUGCCGCCCUGCGCAACCAGCCUCACUCCCUGUUCCAGCAGCUGCUGCAGAGCAGCCAGCAGGGAGCCCACUCCUCCCCCUGAGCGCCCCCCCCCCCUGUCACCCCUAUCUUACCCUCUGCUGGGUGGCUGCAGAGCUGUUUGUUUACAUUCGCCUCCAUGGCUCUACCUCACUGGCACUUCCUUGGGGAGGGGGGAGGUGUCAUGGGUUCCUCUCUAAGAACCAGGCUGAAGGCAAAGUCCCAAGGUUUCCCCAGAAACAGGCCUCUGCUCAGCCCUCUUCAGUGACGCCAGGCAGUUUUUUCUGGAAAAGGAGUCCACGUACAAUGCCAUAGUUUUAUUGAAUAAGAUUCCCAUCUUACAUUCUGUGUAUUAAAAAAAUAAUAUUUCUUGUGUGAAGCUGCUGA
Messenger RNA from Pipistrellus kuhlii (Kuhl's pipistrelle), 4924 nucleotides. RefSeq names its product ATP binding cassette subfamily C member 10 (gene ABCC10). NCBI's taxonomy places the organism in Eukaryota, Metazoa, Chordata, Mammalia, Chiroptera, Vespertilionidae. Gene Ontology annotation, biological process: transmembrane transport. The transcript has 22 exons. The record is from RefSeq and is a predicted model, not a curated record. The coding region runs from base 105 to 4601 and encodes 1498 amino acids. Gene Ontology annotation, cellular component: membrane. Gene Ontology annotation, molecular function: ATP binding; ABC-type transporter activity; ATP hydrolysis activity.